UCUUUCUAAAAAUCAUCCAUCACAUGUGCAGAUUAGAAAUCGACGAACCCGUUGAACAACAUAACCCUAUGAUCUCUCCCAACUUUGAGCUCCCUGUGUAUGAGGCGGAGGAAGAAGAGAAUGAAGAGAUCCCUGACGAAAUCUCUCGACUACUCGAACAAGAGAGGAAGACCAUUCAGCCUUAUGGGGACGAACUAGAAGUGAUUAACUUGGGCACCAAAGAAGACAAGAAAGAAAUCAAGGUUGGGGCAUCGCUCGGAACAAGUGUUAAAAAGCAAGUGAUAGAGCUCCUCAAAGAAUAUGUUGAUGUGUUUGCCUGGUCCUACCAAGAUAUGCCGGGUCUAGACACUGAUAUUGUGGUACAUCACCUACCUUUGAAACCUGAGUGUCCGCCAGUCAAACAAAAGUUGAGAAGAACACGUCCUGACAUGGCUCUCAAAAUCAAAGAAGAGGUACAGAAACAGAUCGACGCUGGUUUCCUCAUCACAUCAAAUUACCCCCAGUGGUUAGCUAACAUAGUGCCUGUUCCAAAGAAAGAUGGUAAGGUCAGAAUGUGUGUUGACUACCGUGAUUUAAACAAAGCUAGCCCGAAAGACGACUUUCCUUUACCUCAUAUUGACGUGUUGGUUGACAGUACUGCAGAGUCUAAAGUCUUCUCAUUCAUGGAUGGAUUCUCCGGUUAUAAUCAAAUCAAGAUGGCACCCGAAGAUAGAGAGAAAACAUCAUUUAUUACACCUUGGGGCACUUUCUGUUACAAAGUAAUGCCGUUCGGUUUAAUCAAUGCAGGAGCUACUUAUCAGAGGGGUAUGACUACUCUUUUCCACGAUAUGAUACAUAAAGAGAUUGAGGUCUAUGUGGAUGACAUGAUAGUCAAGUCGAUUACUGAAGAAGACCAUGUCAAGUAUCUACAGAAGAUGUUCCAGCGCCUGAGGAAGUACAAACUUCGUCUAAAUCCCAACAAAUGCACUUUUGGUGUCAGAUCCGGAAAGCUUCUAGGCUUCAUUGUCAGCCAGAAAGGCAUCGAAGUAGAUCCUGACAAAGUCAAAGCCAUCAGAGAGAUGCCUGCUCCGAGAACAGAAAAAGAAGUAAGAGGUUUUCUUGGACGACUAAAUUACAUUUCCCGGUUCAUUUCUCAUAUGACUGCAACUUGUGGGCCGAUAUUCAAACUACUCCGCAAAGAACAAGGUAUUGUGUGGACCGAAGAUUGCCAGAAGGCUUUUGACAGCAUAAAGGAGUACUUGCUAGAACCACCGAUUCUCAUCCCUCCAGUUGAAGGAAGACCUUUGAUCAUGUACCUAACAGUGCUAGAAAAUUCCAUGGGUUGUGUGCUCGGACAACAAGAUGAAACCGGAAGAAAAGAGCACGCCAUUUAUUAUUUAAGCAAGAAGUUUACUGAAUGUGAAUCUCGCUACUCCAUGCUCGAGAAGACAUGUUGUGCUCUAGCCUGGGCUGCCAAACGCCUCCGUCAUUAUAUGAUUAAUCACACUACUUGGCUGGUAUCUAAAAUGGAUCCAAUCAAGUACAUAUUUGAGAAGCCCGCUUUGACAGGAAGGAUUGCACGGUGGCAGAUGCUACUAUCUGAGUAUGAUAUCGAGUACCGUUCCCAGAAGGCAAUUAAAGGCAGUAUUCUUGCUGAUCACUUAGCUCACCAACCACUUGAAGACUAUCGACCUAUCAAGUUUGACUUUCCUGAUGAAGAGAUUAUGUAUCUAAAAAUGAAAGAUUGCGACGAGCCACUAUUCGGAGAAGGACCUGAUCCAGAUUCAGUGUGGGGUUUGAUAUUUGAUGGGGCUGUCAAUGUAUACGGCAACGGCAUAGGGGCAGUACUCCUUACUCCUAAGGGUGCUCACAUCCCUUUCACAGCAAGACUCCAGUUUGACUGCACAAACAACAUCGCUGAAUAUGAAGCCUGCAUCAUGGGUAUUGAAGAAGCCAUUGAUCUAAGAAUCAAGAACAUCGAAAUAUAUGGAGAUUCAGCUCUUGUAAUCAACCAGAUCAAAGGAAAAUGGGAAACUCUUCACGCAGGACUAAUACCUUAUCGAGACUAUGCAAGACGUUUAUUGACCUUCUUCAACAAAGUGGAAUUACAUCAUAUUCCUCGGGAUGAGAAUCAGAUGUCUGAUGCCUUGGCUACUUUGUCUUCAAUGAUCAAGGUGAAUCAUCACAAUGACGUGCCACUAAUCAGUGUCAAAUUCCUUGAUAGACCCGCUUAUGUGUUUGCCGCUGAAGUAGUUUUCGACGAUAAACCUUGGUUUCAUGAUAUUAAGGUGUUUCUCCAAACUCGAGAGUAUCCUCCUGGAGCAUCCAACAAAGAUAAGAAGACUCUCAGAAGAUUAUCUAGUAAUUUCUUCCUGAAUGGGGAUAUCUUGUACAAAAGAAACUUUGACACGGUCUUGCUCAGAUGUGUAGACAAAUAUGAAGCUGAUUUAUUGAUACAUGAAAUACACGAAGGAUCCUUCGGAAUUCAUCCUAAUGGGCACACAAUGGCUAAAAAGAUAUUGCGAGCAGGCUACUACUGGAUGACAAUGGAAUCAGAUUGCUACAAGCAUACCAGAAAGUGUCACAAGUGUCAGAUAUACGCCGAUAAGAUUCAUAUGCUGCCAACUACACUCAAUUUGCUUUCCUCUCCGUGGCCUUUCUCUAUGUGGGGCAUCGACAUGAUCGGAAGGAUUGAGCCCAAAGCUUCAAAUGGACACCGUUUUAUCCUAGUGGCUAUUGACUACUUCACUAAGUGGGUUGAGGCCGCAUCGUAUGCCAAUGUGACCAAACAAGUGGUGGUCAAAUUUAUCAAGAAUCAUAUCAUUUGUCGUUAUGGCAUCCCCAACCGGAUCAUCACCGACAAUGGAACAAAUCUAAACAACAAGAUGAUGAAAGAAUUGUGUGAUGAUUUCAAGAUCGAGCACCAUAACUCUUCACCUUACAGACCCCAAAUGAAUGGGGCAACUCCCUUCUCCCUGGUAUAUGGCAUGGAGGCAGUACUUCCUGUAGAAGUCGAAAUUCCAUCAUUGAGAGUCCUAAUGGAGGCUGACUUAUCAGAAGCUGAAUGGGUUCAGAAUAGAUACGACCAGUUGAAUCUAAUUGAAGAAAAGCGCAUGACGGCCCUAUGUCACGGACAAUUAUAUCAAAAAAGGAUGAAACAGGCCUUUGACAAGAAAGUUCGUCCCCGUGAGUUUAAAGAAGGUGAUCUUGUGCUCAAAAAGAUUUUCUCUUUCCAACCAGACUCCCGAGGCAAGUGGGCUCCUAAUUAUGAAGGUCCGUAUGUUGUUAAAAGAGCCUUCUCAGGUGGUGCCAUGACUCUACAAACCAUGGACGGUGAAGAACUUCCACGACCUGUAUCAUCCCCAGCGUAG
Molecule: messenger RNA, 3350 nt
Organism: Medicago truncatula (barrel medic)
Lineage: Eukaryota; Viridiplantae; Streptophyta; Magnoliopsida; Fabales; Fabaceae
Exons: 3
Coding region: 24-3350 (1108 amino acids)
Biological process (GO): DNA integration
Molecular function (GO): RNA-DNA hybrid ribonuclease activity; nucleic acid binding
Source: RefSeq, a predicted model, not a curated record